Messenger RNA from Cynara cardunculus var. scolymus (artichoke), 704 nucleotides. Its product is annotated as jacalin-related lectin 3-like. Gene Ontology annotation, molecular function: carbohydrate binding. Lineage: Eukaryota; Viridiplantae; Streptophyta; Magnoliopsida; Asterales; Asteraceae. The record is from RefSeq and is a predicted model, not a curated record. The transcript has 4 exons. Bases 151 to 684 code for a protein of 177 amino acids.
ACACAACACCAGCACACUGCCCCUGCCCAUUGUUAACCUUCAUUUCUUCUUCAGCAUUUUAUGUAAUUGCAGCUUCCUUCUUCCAAUUUCUUCACUUGAAACAGGUAGUAGAUAUUGUUGAAGGUUGGAUAACAAUCUACAUUUAGCCUCAUGGGAGUUACAACCGAUUUCGAAGGAUGCAUAAGUCUUGGACCAUGGGGUGGUCCAAAGGGGAAAAUAUGGAACUUUAUGCCCCAAGGUUUCAUUAAGAAGAUAAGCAUUAAACAUGGUGGGGUUAUUGAUUCCAUCAAAUUCCAAAGCGAAUCUGCUUCAUUUUUUGGUGGUAAGGGUGGCAAUCAGACUGAUAGGAUUUGCAUCGACUAUCCUGAUGAAUAUUUAGUGUCAAUAAAUGGGACGGUUUAUGGAGGAUUCGAUGUAGUGAUGUCAUUAUGUUUUGUCACGAAUAAGAACCGUUAUGGUCCUUAUGGCUCGGAUACGGGCACUCGUUUCUCAUACAAUGGUAAAGGUGGAAUAAUUGUGGGAUUUCAUGGCCGUGUUGGCAAAUACCUUGAUGCUGUUGGGAUUUAUGUGAUGCCUAAAUCAUUUGUGUUAGGUCGAAACUCUGCAUUUGAAGACAAGUCCACGCAUGAGGUUCAUCCCAUGGUAUCUAAAAGUACCAUUUUGGUAUUUUUGUUCUGUUUUUAGUGUUUAACCAUUAAUAAUUC